Messenger RNA from Halteromyces radiatus, 1568 nucleotides. Its product is annotated as glycoside hydrolase superfamily. The coding region runs from base 325 to 1527 and encodes 400 amino acids. NCBI's taxonomy places the organism in Eukaryota, Fungi, Mucoromycota, Mucoromycetes, Mucorales, Cunninghamellaceae. The transcript has 3 exons. The record is from RefSeq and is a predicted model, not a curated record. Gene Ontology annotation, molecular function: hydrolase activity, hydrolyzing O-glycosyl compounds. Gene Ontology annotation, biological process: carbohydrate metabolic process.
UUUUUUUUUUCUUCUUCCCCUUUCUCUAACUCACUUUCUUUUUGAUGUCCAUACUUUGAUAAUGAACAAUGAUAGUACAGCUACUACUAGUGAAAAGUAUGUCUUGUCAUGUCACUUUUACAUCUAAGUUCUUGAUCUCAUUCUUCUUCUUAUUAUUAUUUUUAUUGCUAACAUCGCGUUUCUAGGGUUCCAUCUUGGGCAAAGAAACCAAUCCUAGGCUUCUCUACAUGGUCUACACAGAUAUUAGAUAGUAUACCAGGCUAUGGUGGAAAACAUAUUAAACCAUGGUUUAAUGAUCAGGUACUCCGUGAUAUCUCCUUGGCGAUGAAAGCGAAAAUGCCUCAAUACGAAUAUAUCAAUAUGGAUUCUGGAUGGUGCCAGACUUACGACGAAUAUGGAAGGUGGACAUAUUGUAAAAACUUAUUUCCGCACGGACUACGUUCUUUAUCGGACUACUUGGCAAGCAAUGGACACAAAUUGGGUAUUUACAUACUACCGGGAAUUCGGAAAGAUGCUGCAGAAGAUUCAAGUAUCAUGAUCAAGGGUACACAACAUCCAAUAGGUGACAUUGUCAAAAAUAAACGUGAUGGGAAUGGAUUUUUGGGUACGACAUAUAUGCCAGAUGAUGAUCAAGAUACAUUAGCGCAACUGUAUUAUGACUCUUUGGGUGAAUUAUUUGCGGAAUGGGGUAUAUCUUUUGUCAAGAUUGAUGGUUGUGGACCAGGUGGUGGUGAUGCUUUACGACCUAAUCAAUCUCCAGAUAAUCGCAAAUGUAUAGCAAUGAUGAAAAAGGCCUUUGAAAAACACAAUAUUUGGAUGGAACUUUCCUGGUACCUGGAUGCAAGUCUUGCUGAUGAAUGGGCUACACUUGGUAAUGGUGCUCGAAUCUUCAUUGAUAUUGAAUCUUACUCGAAAAGAUCCAUGACAAGUUCUUUACGGGUCUUCCAACGUAUCACACAAGCGGCCAAUUGGGCAGAUACUGGUGCAGUGGGUUCUCAUCGUGGAUUUUACAUCGACCUGGAUGUAGUGACAGUAGGUAUGACAGUAGAUGGUAAAUGUAUCGAUGGUCUAGACAAUGACGAUGUACGACUAUCAUAUAUUACUUUUUGGGCAAUCACUAGUUCGAUUUUUUGUCUUGGCGCUGACCCUCGUUGUAUUCCCGACAAAUACUUGGCAUGGUUCAAUCAUCCUGAUAUGUUGACUAUACAUCAAUCUGGCAUCAUGGCUAGGCCUAUUCAAUCUGGAAAUGCUUGGACUAAUCGUCGACAAAUCUGGUGGAAAACUUUACCUGAUGGUCGUGUCGCUGUAGGACUCUUCAAUACUAGUGUAUUUAUGUUUAUGUUGGGCAAAAGUUAUGAUCUCAAGUUUACUAUGAGUGAAGUGGGUUUGAAACAAGCAAUCAUCAAGGAUGUCUGGACAGGUGAAUCUUUGGGAAAAUCAUCAAGUCAUUAUACCGUUAUUCUACGCCCUGGUCAAUGUAAGCUUUUACUUUUGACUCCUUGUCAUGAUAAUGUAGUUUUAGUGUAAUUAUUUGUUAGAUAUAGAUAUGUAUAUAUAUAUAUAUAUAU